Messenger RNA from Penaeus monodon (black tiger shrimp), 2541 nucleotides. RefSeq names its product RB-associated KRAB zinc finger protein-like. The record is from RefSeq and is a predicted model, not a curated record. Lineage: Eukaryota; Metazoa; Arthropoda; Malacostraca; Decapoda; Penaeidae.
CUUGAAGUUGAUGUUGAAUGGGAUGAGUCUAACGAGUCAGAUGUGAUAGACAAUGAUGAUGAUGACCCAGACUGCACAGCCUCUGGAGAAGACGAUUUCAUACCUCCGGGAGCUCCAACCAAGGACUGUCCUACAUGCAAGAAGUCCAUUCUGUGAAUCCGUCUACAAGAGGAAGGACAUCACGACGCACCUGGCCGAGGCGCACCAGGACGAGGUCCACUUCCCGUGCCCCGACUGCGAGCUGGUCUUUAACACGUUCACGGAUCUGCGCCACCACUGCUUCGUGGGGCACAUGGGCAUCGCGCAGGAGGCCCACGCGUGCGCGCUGUGCUCCAAGAACUUCUCCAGCUCCUCGGCGCUCAAGGUGCACGUGGAGACCAUCCACGACCGCAAGCACAGCUACAAGUGCGAGGAGUGCGACGAGACCUUCAACAAGAAGACUAACAUGCAGAACCACCUGCGCAGGGUGCACCAGGCCGCGGAGUCGAAGCGCCUGCAGUGCGACCUCUGCGACAAGAAGUUCCUGUGUCCAAGUGAACUGCGGAAGCACGUGGAGCGCGUCCACCUGAAGGUGCGCACCAGCGAGGUCCUGUGCCCUAUCUGCAGGAAGCCCUUCGGCGACUCCCGCGACAUGAAGGUCCACCUGAGCGCUGUGCACAACAAGGACACGCAGUACCCGUGCCCCGCCUGCUCCAUGGUGUUCUACCGCCUCAACGACAUGGUCAACCACAAGCGGCGUAUGCACGGCGGCAAGGAGGUCCGCACGCACGUGUGCCCGACGUGUUCCAAGGGCUUCUGCAGCAAUAGCGACCUGAGGACGCAUAUCAACGUCGUGCACCAGGAUGUGCGCAAGCACGUAUGCGACAUGUGCGACAAGGCCUUCAAGGUGGCGUCGCACCUAACGUACCACAAGCGCAAGCACACGGGCGAGACGCCCUUCCAAUGCCCGUACUGCAGCAAGGGCUUCCGCGGGCCCGGCAACAUCUCGGAGCACGUCAAGAAGGUGCACAAGGCGGUCUACAUCGGCGUGGCGCAGCGGAGGAAGCUUAACCUGCCGGACUCGGCUCCGCUGCCGCCGCCGGGCAGCCGCCCCAGCGAGCCGCUCAAGGCCAAGGGCGCGAAGGGCACCAAGACGCGCGCGAGAGCCGUUAGAAAGGCCGGGGAGCCACGCGGCAAGGACUCCAGCCUUCUGGCCGCUCCGGUGGAAGGCGAGGCGGCCGAGGUGGCGCAGGGGCCGCCCAUGGACGCCCUUCAGGACGGCGUAUCGGCUGCAGCGCAGAACGCCGUCCAUUUCACGGCCUCGGGACAAGCCGUCCACACUAUUGCCGCCACCCAAGCCUCCAUCCAGGCCCUCGCGCCCGUGAACGCAUCCACUUCUGCCGUGUACUCCUUCAUACCAUACAUCGCCUCGACAGGGCACACCGACGUCAUUCAGGUGCCCAAUACCCAGGUCCUCACACCCACCGAAGGCCCAACCUUCCAUGCCACGCCCGCUAUCGUCGCCAACCAAGGGUUGAUCGACCACGUCAACGCCUACAUCAACUUCUGAAGCGUUGAGUCAAUGCCCAAUGCCCGGGAAUCGUCGUCUUGUGCUGUUAAUGGCAUUGUGAUCCAUCUGGCGGGCAAAUGUCCUCCUUUAUUCGACAAAAAUGACUUAUUUUCCAUUACUUUUUCCACUACUAAAUUGGCUCAAGCCUUUAUUAAUGUAAAUGUAAAUAGUUCCAAGCAUUCUUUACAGGUCUUCUUAAUCCUGGGCACGUUUACAAAAAUCUCCCUCGCCCAAUGAAGAAAUAAAUGCGCCCAUGUUAGCAUCAUCACGCACAUCAUCUCAUAAUGCCAUCAGUGCUUUCAUUCAUUACCAGUGUUAAUCAUCUCUGUAAAUGUAAUAAAUAGUAUCAUCCACCAUCAUCAUUAUUGCCAGAAUGUAAUCACAGGAAAGGCAUAUCAUAAAUUGCCACCGAGUACAAAGUUACCAGUUCCAGUUUUGUUUUUUGUUUGUUUACACUUGAUAAACACAACAUGUCUUCCGUUUGUAUAUAUUUUUUAUGUAUCGGGACCACAAAAUGUAAAAGUGUUUCCAUUUUCAUAAUGCAUAUUCUUCUUUGAGACUAAAGAAACACAAAUAAAGAAUGAUUGUAAGACAUUCCGAGAGGCACAUGUCUGUGUGUACCAUAAGUUUAUUAAAUAAUGUAUUGUUUAUUAUAUCAUGAUAUGAUUCGUAAAUUGAUAAUAAGUAUGGGUGCUUAUUUCUAUUCUAUAUUGCUUUUAUUAUAUACUGAACAUUUAUUAUUGACGAGCUAAAAUAUUGGCCUGUAAACUUGUUCUAAAGAAUAUUUCUGAAUGUAAGUAAGCCUGAAGCAUAUGUCAUUUCAAAAGGAACAUCAAAAAGCAUUUUCUUACUAUUUUGUAUGUCUGUGGCCUGUCUUUACGGAAGUUCAAGAAUGAUUAUCUAUUUUUAGAGCUCACUGGCAGAUGUAGACUAUGCGAAUGUUUAAUUAAAAAUACAUUUUAUAUUUUUUGUAAUAAAACUUAUAACAGAAA